This is a messenger RNA of Fraxinus pennsylvanica, 327 nucleotides long. The record is from the annotation of a GenBank genome assembly. Lineage: Eukaryota; Viridiplantae; Streptophyta; Magnoliopsida; Lamiales; Oleaceae.
AUGAAUGUUAUUGCAAUUGGACCCUUAAUGCCAUCAGCUUUCUGUGAUGGAAGUGAUCUAACAGACAAAUCAUUUGGAGUCGAUUUAUUCAGUGUAUCUGAUGAUUAUUUUCAGUGGUUAGACUCGAAGCCUGAGCAUUCAGUGAUCUAUGUGUCAUUUGGCAACUUGGCGGUGGUAAAGAAAAAGCAAAAAGCAGAGAUAUUUCAUGCAUUAAUGGAGAGUGGGAGACCGUUUCUUUGGGUCCUUAGAUCAUCAAACAGUGAAGAAGAGGAAAUACAUAAAAUGAUGAAAAAUAGGUUGAAUGGUGAUAGGAUAAUAGUGCCCUAG